This is a messenger RNA of Knipowitschia caucasica, 264 nucleotides long. NCBI's taxonomy places the organism in Eukaryota, Metazoa, Chordata, Actinopteri, Gobiiformes, Gobiidae. The record is from the annotation of a GenBank genome assembly.
AUGCCCUUCCUACGCGGGGCUCGUCCAUCUCAAGCCGGGCAGGCGUCUGGCCGUCACACUGGCCACCCGGCACACGUGAUGACCCUCAUCGAAGGUUUCGUGCUGCUCUUCCGGCUGGGCCGCCUCAUCCUCGCAGUGCACGUCAUUCCUCAGGCCGUGGUUCACCCCCAGGCUCCUGCGCGCUCUGCAACCCUGUUUCCUGUUCGCAGGUGCUGCGCUGACCUCAGCUUCAGCUGCUGCCUGCCGGAACGGCGUCUUUCAUGA